Molecule: messenger RNA, 3952 nt
Organism: Seriola aureovittata
Lineage: Eukaryota; Metazoa; Chordata; Actinopteri; Carangiformes; Carangidae
Gene: unk
Product: unk zinc finger
Exons: 15
Coding region: 283-2730 (815 amino acids)
Biological process (GO): cell morphogenesis involved in neuron differentiation
Molecular function (GO): metal ion binding; mRNA CDS binding
Source: RefSeq, a predicted model, not a curated record
GUUUUUCUAUAAACCGUGUGUAAAGUUAUGUGGCUUUAUUAAACAUUGUCAUAGUGUGUGAUCUGAGCCCGGAAGUGUUCACCGAGGUGCUCACUCGUUAGUUCAGCUAAGACUGAACUUCAUGUUCCAUAGUUCCGUGCGCUCCUGUCGGCCCUUCGCUACUACUUCCUCCUGUCUUGCGCAAGCUCACAUCGUUGUAGAAUGCGGAUUUCGAAGCUAACACGAAUAGCUAGCCAGUAAGCUAAAAACAAGGUUCUUGUCUUUAGGCUUUAAACUGGAAAAAUGUCUAAAACACACUCACAGCCGCCGUCAACUUCGGCGGCGACGUCUACCGGGGGACCCUCCUCGUCCUCUUCGUCUUCGCCCGCAGGGGGCUCGACAUCUCCCGCUACCGUGUUGAACAUACAGCCCGAGAAACCUCAACAUUACACAUACCUGAAGGAAUUCAGAACCGAGCAGUGCCCCCUGUUUGUGCAGCAUAAAUGUACACAGCACAGGCCUUUCUCCUGUUUUCACUGGCACUUUUUGAACCAGCGGCGCCGGCGGCCCAUCCGCAGACGGGACGGGAUGUUCAACUACAGCCCAGAUGUUUACUGCACCAAAUAUGAUGAGGGAACGGGCACCUGUCCUGAUGGAGACGAGUGUCCGUUUCUCCAUCGGACAGCAGGUGACACUGAGCGCAGGUAUCACCUCCGCUACUAUAAAACAGGAUCGUGUAUCCACGAAACUGAUGCAAAGGGCCACUGCAGUAAAAACGGCUCCCACUGUGCCUUUGCACACGGGUCACAUGACCUGCGCAGCCCUGUCUAUGACAUCAGGGAGGUGCAGGUGAUGGAGUCUCAGGGAGGCUCGGGGGCCUCGGAGGCCGGAGGAGGGGGAGGAGGAGGAGGAGACGGGCAGUCGGGACAGGCAGCGAGUACGGCCCUCAUAGAGAAGAUCCUGAGUGAGGAGCCGCGCUGGCAAGAUAACAACUACGUGCUGUCUCACUACAAGACGGAGCUCUGUAAGAAGCCGCCUCGUCUGUGUCGUCAGGGUUACGCCUGUCCAUAUUACCACAACAGCAAAGACAGGAGGCGGAGCCCGCACAAGCACAAAUACAGAGCGCUGCCGUGUCCAGCUGUGAAACAGAGCGAGGAGUGGGGAGACCCCAGUAAAUGUGAGGGAGCAGAGGGAUGUCAGUACUGUCACACCAGAACAGAGCAGCAGUUCCACCCAGAGAUCUAUAAGUCCACUAAGUGUAACGACAUGCAGCAGAGCGGCAGCUGUCCCAGAGGACCCUUCUGUGCCUUCGCUCAUGUAGAAAAGUCCUUUGUUCCUGAAGAACCAUCAUUCCCCACCCCCAGCUCUCCUCCGCCUCCCAGACCUCCAGACCUUAUUCCUGCCCAGGAGGGCUCUUCAAGUCCCAGUGGACACAACAUGGGGUCAAGACCUGGUUCUGUGUCAGACCCGUUCUCCCCGUCUGCAGGGCCAUGUGUUGCGGAGCAGGGGCUGCUGGGUAGCGUUCUGUCCCUGUGUGAGGACGUGGGCGGAGGGUCUGGGCCUCUGUCUCCGUGGGCGGGGGAAGGAGGGUAUGGCAGGGCUCCUGGAUUUGAGAGGGAGGAUCAGGCCAAGCAGAGGAGUUUUGCUCUGGAGCAGCGAAACAGAGAACUGGCCUCAGCACAAAGUAAACAGGACCUGCUGGUGUUCCUGCCGGUGGGCAGUCCUCUGAGUCUGUCCUCCAGCAUCCCCUCCAGUCUGGCUGCCACCCCGCCAAGCCCCGCCCCUCUCGGAAACCUGGGGUCCAGCAUUUCCUCAGGCAUGAACGCUAACGCCCUGCCCUUCUACCCCACCAGUGAGACCGUGGAGUCGGUUGUUGAGUCGGCUCUGGAUGAUCUCGACCUCAAUGACUUUGGUGUGUCUGCGUUGGAGAGGAGGCUGGAGAGCAGCUCCACUGUGGGAGUGAUGCUGGGAGGCAGCCAGCUCCAGAGUUCUGCUCCAGUCAACAUCCCAGGCUCUUUCAGCAGCUCUGCUCCCUUCAGCUCCCCGUCACCGUCUCCUCCAAUCAGGCCGCACGCGUCACCUUUCUUCUCUCACCUCUCCCAGCCCGGCCAAUCGGAGGGCUCCUUCUUAGGGCCGUCUCACGGCUCUUUAGGUCUGAACGGUAUGAACACUAACAUCUGGGAGCACUUUCCCUCCGCCCAGGGCUCCCCCGGCACGCCCCCCACCCUGCUGCCGUCUGGCCCCUGUGCAGAGACUGGCAGGCUCAAACAGGAGCUGGAGGAGGCCCACAGGGCCCUGAAGCAGUGGGGCCACAGCUGGAGACACACAGCUCAGUCCUGGGCUGCAGUGAAGGCUGACGCCGAGGAGUCUCGUGCCCACGCAGCUCGAUUAACCAUGGAGGCGGAGAGAGCGAGGCAGGCCGAGGAGGAGGCUCAGCGGCAGGCCGCUCUCCUGCAGGAGGCGCUGGAGAGCUUGAGGAGCGGAGACAACCCCCAUCUAGCGCUGCACCAACUCCAGCUCCUGCACAGACUGCCCCUGGAGUCGGUCCUCAGUCUGCAAGCUCAGCUCUGCAGCUGCCUCCACGCUGUAGAACAGGUGGUGUACAGGAAGCAAAGACAGUGCUGCGUGACGUGUGGAGAGCCCGGCUCGGUGUCUCUGCCCUGUGGUCAUGGACUACAGUGCGAGAGCUGCUCCAGCUCUACCGAGUGCCCCCUCUGCCCUGAACAGACCCUGGAUCAGCAGCUCUCUUGACCUCACGGCCCAGUGGGACUGCCACAGACCACAGACCAGUCAGUCCUGAUUCCACAGAAACCAGCCUCGGAUCUGAACCGCCUUCAGAACUACGUGGAGGUCUUUUUCUAACAUGUAUUUAAAGAUGACGUUUAUGACCAGCUGAGGGCGCUCUGGUCUCUAAAUGUGGGAUGAAUCAGUUUCCAGUGUUACCAUUGAACACCAGUAGGUUUUUAUUACAUUAAGCUCUCGACCAGCGGCACUGUUCUUCACCAUGUUCUUGAACGUAACUUAAAGACCUGCUGUUAUUUCUUCUCUAAGAAAAACCAUAAAACACACACACACAGUUCUGAACCACGUUUAAAGCCUAAACAAACACCUGAGCGUUUCAGUGUCAGAGCUGUGGCACAGGUGAGCUCUCUGUCCAGAAAUCAACACUUACCUGUGACAAUCAGUCGGGAGCAGGUUUAAACAAGCUCCCUGUGUCUGCUGUUUGUGAAUGAAGCACAGACAUGAAUGUUAAACUGCAGGUUGUCUCAGUGUGAGAUCAUCAGUGACUGUGAUUUCUGGAGGAGGAGGUGACGUGGUGUGAACAGACAGGUGACUCCAGGUUCAGCAGGUUUUUAUUGAGACGUGUCUGAACAAAAACAACAACAACAACAACAACAGGUGUGAAACAGUCAUUCACAUUGAUCCAGACAGUAAUCUGAUACAGCCUCUUAUUUUCAUUCUGAUUUUCUUAAAAUAGUUUUUUAGCCGAAGAAAUAAAGAAGGUGAAUUCUGUUAAUAAAGAGAGAAGAUAUUUAAAGUGUAGUAAAUGUGUGUAACAGACGGCUUCUGUUCAAGCUCAGGUUUAACAAACUGGAAACAUGUUAACAAUCAGUCUCUCAAAUUACAUCUUUUUUUUUACUUCAUAAAUUUUCAUGUCAUUUUUGUUUAAACUCAUCGUGUGUCAGGUUUUUACAUCUGUAGUAAUCGUUGACAUUUCACAGUGUGUCAAAUGUAGUCUAAUAUAUAUAUUAUAUAUAUAUAUAUAUAUUAUAUAUAUAUAUACCCAUAGUUACGUGAUGUCAUACUUAUCUCUUGCACUGAUUAGAAACAAAGCAUCAGGAAGCGAACAUGUACAGGUGUGUGAGGUGGAAAUGCAGGUGAACAUGAUCAUGACCCAGUGUUUCCUCUGAGUGGACGUCUCUGUGUUUUUUGGUACAGAUCAUUAAACAAAUUGUAUAUUUUUGGAGAAGAA